Messenger RNA from Lethenteron reissneri (Far Eastern brook lamprey), 621 nucleotides. Its product is annotated as large ribosomal subunit protein eL32. Gene Ontology annotation, cellular component: ribosome; cytosolic large ribosomal subunit. Gene Ontology annotation, biological process: translation. NCBI's taxonomy places the organism in Eukaryota, Metazoa, Chordata, Hyperoartia, Petromyzontiformes, Petromyzontidae. Gene Ontology annotation, molecular function: structural constituent of ribosome. The record is from RefSeq and is a predicted model, not a curated record.
CCCACAAUCCCCCGCGCUCGCCCCUUCCUUCCUCCAUAUUGGGACCGGCUGAGGCGGCACCAUGGUGGCGCUACGUCCCCUCGUGAAGCCCAAGAUCGUGAAGAAGCGCACAAAGAAGUUCAAGCGCCACCAGUCGGACCGCUACAUCAAGAUCAAGCCGAACUGGCGCAAGCCGAGGGGUAUUGACAACCGCGUGAGGCGGCGCUUCAAGGGGCAGCUGCGCAUGCCCAACAUCGGUUACGGGAGCAACAAGAAGACCAAGUACAUGCUGCCCACUGGCUUCCGCAAGUUCCUCGUGCACAACGUGCGAGAGCUGGAGGUGCUCAUGAUGAGCAACAAGACGUUCUGUGCCGAGAUCGCGCACAACGUUUCGUCAAAGAAGCGCAAGACCAUCGUGGAGCGCGCUGCGCAGCUCGCCAUCAAGGUGACCAACGCCAACGCUCGCCUGCGCAGCGAGGAGAACGAGUGAGCGGCGAGCGCCCGCCGUCCCCCUCCUCCUGAUCCUGCUCUUCACCACCACCGCCGCCGCACGGCCACUUACCACACCACAGAGCCGUUUGCGCUGUACAGACUUGUUGUUUGCGCCACUUUGUAAACGGAAUAAAAAUGUGGAAAAAGAAA